Hyla sarda is the source of this 3492-nucleotide messenger RNA. RefSeq names its product PRELI domain containing 3A (gene PRELID3A). The record is from RefSeq and is a predicted model, not a curated record. The transcript has 8 exons. Bases 632 to 1087 code for a protein of 151 amino acids. NCBI's taxonomy places the organism in Eukaryota, Metazoa, Chordata, Amphibia, Anura, Hylidae. Gene Ontology annotation, molecular function: phosphatidic acid transfer activity. Gene Ontology annotation, biological process: phospholipid transport. Gene Ontology annotation, cellular component: mitochondrial intermembrane space.
CAGUAAGUAGCACUGCUGUCCCCCACCUCCAUCUUAUCUCUGUGUGCCCUACACGCUGCCCAGGAGACAAUGGGCUGGUGCCGCCCUCCUCCCGGUGACUGUGUGGCCCGUGGUGACGUGCGGUGCUGCUGCUGAUGCGGCACGUUGGAGGAGGGCGCAUCCUCAGCAGCCGGUACCCAGGAGGCAGCAUCGGAGCCGGGAUCCAGUCGCUCAGCCUCACACCCCCCACCGCCCGCUAACUACCCCGUCAGUACAGACAUGCGGUGUUCUCCGCACCCAUCUACAGGGCCGAGGACCCCUUCUCCACGAAUGAGCACCUCCAUACUGCAGUGAUCCCUCAUCUACCUCCAGCACACAGGAAGACAUGAAGAUCUGGAGCACAGAGCAUGUGUUCAGACCUGCUACCUAAAUUUUAAAAAGGGAAUUACGGCUACUAGAACUUUUGUAUAUAUUGCUUCAGCUGCAAGGAUUAGUCCUGCCUCAGACAAUGAUUGGUUGAGUGGACCAUCUCUGCCAGGACAAGUACGUCUUGGAAGUAGCAGCCAAAGGGAUCAGUAAGGGACUGGAAGAUGUAAUAAAGGUUCAGAGGGAGUGAGGUAGUCACCCAUGGGACACAGUGAUAAAGGCAGCCAUGAGGAAAUACCCUAAUCCCAUGAAUCCUUGUGUAGUAGGUGUGGAUGUGGUUGAUCGUAGUAUGGAUAACCAAGGAAGGUUACACAGUUAUCGCCUUCUCAGCACAGAGUGGAGGCUGCCAGCUCUUGUGAGGGCAAUUCUCGGAACCAGCAGAACUUUAACCUACAUUAAGGAGCAUUCGGUAGUGGAUCCAGCAGAAAAGAAAAUGGUGUUAUGUUCAACAAAUAUUUCACUUACAAAUUUGGUUUCUGUUGAUGAAAGGUUGGUAUACACCCCCCACCCGGAAAAUUCUGAAGAGACAGUUCUUACACAAGAAGCCAUCAUUACUGUGAAAGGAGUCAGCUUAAGCAGUUACCUUGAGGGACUAAUGGCCAGUACCAUCUCUUCUAAUGCAAGAAAGGGCUGGGAUGCAAUUGAAUGGAUAAUUAAAAAUUCGGAGAGCACAGUAAGCUAGCAGUGCCUCUUCUUAUACUAAGUAAGUAGGAUUCAGGACCAGUUAUUGACACAAUAAUGACAUCGCGAAUGUAACUGUAAGAGAAGAUCAUUGCAUGAUCACCAGAAGAUGUUGUAUGAUCACCAUUAUGGACCAAUGACUCUCCCUUUAUCAAAAAUAUCUUCUGAUAAAAUAUUUUAUAGAAAUAUUUUUUAAAUGAUCAAUUAAUUAGAUGCAAUAAAUAAACAUUGCCUACUUAUUUACACUUUCAUAUUCAUGGUUCAGAUGUUUAAGAGUAAGUUUGUAUCAGUUGACUUUGAAGGUCCUGGUUGGCUUGGGCAACCAGUUAUCAUUACCAGCAUACCCUCCCAGCCAGUAGACUGCCGCCAUCUUGUCAAGGUCAAUUAAGUUACCCUCUCCGGUCAGGAUGACAGCACAGCAAUCUAUGUGUCUGACAUUGAAUUCACAUGUGCAGUUUUUCUGGCAGUUCUAGGAUGGUUUAGCGCAGUUGCCCAAAUUUACCAAGGCUGUUUUACACGUAGGCAACAUAAAACUGAAACCAGACAGCUUUAAGGCUAUAUCACAUGGAGGGAUUGCAGUAAAGGGCCACACCAAUGAUCCAGCUAUUAUACAUAUAUAUGGUCCCCUUCCUGCACAAUGAUUGAGCCAUGUAAUAGGCUCCUUAAACAAGCACUGAUAAUUGUUUGCAUUGGGCAUGGGUCUGCCCAUGUAACACUACCCCGAGGAUGUGGCAACUUUAUCACUCGCUCAGACUUUUUAAGAACGUUGUCAUAGCUUUCGACUCUCUGGUUUCAGUUUUAGGUUAUGUUCACACAUUGUAAAAUUAAGCGAUGGACUUUAUUUCCCUCUCAUGUUUGCAUCUGUAACUAGCAAAAAAAAAAAGACAGCCAUGAAUAAAAAGCCCCCUUAUUUUUGGGGCUGAAAUUAAAAUGUGUGGGUGAAGUUUUUAUACAAGAGAUCAUUGCCUGCAUAAAGAUACCGUGCUUGUCUUAAAUGAGUACUGUAGUGGAAUAUAACUUAUCCCCUAUCCGAAGGAAAGGGGAUAAAUUAUAGAUCAAAGGGGACCCCCCCGAUCUUCUGUACGGGGCCACGGCAGUUUGCAGGAAGCGCUGUGUAAUGAAUAGAAGGUGAUAAAUGACAGCUAUUAUAUAGUACCUGAACUGCACCUUGCCACAAUACUAAUAUUUUAACCCAGUUUGCCUCCGAUUUGCCUUUUUGUAGCUGACUUUCCUAGGUCUUCUCUGCCUACUUUCUAUGUGAAGAUCUAUUUUCUUAAGCAGCUUUAAUGCAUGUUAUUUUUUAUUUGACAAAUCGUAUAGUUGUUGUGAAACAGUUUGUAUUUUAAUUAGCAAAACAAACUGACUGAUACAGUAACAAUGAGUAGUGAGAAGGUGCCAAUGGCUCACGGAUACAUCAAGGAGAAUGCAUGGUACAUGGUGUUUGUUGAUUUAUAAUAUUAUAAGGCUGUUUUAUACUAUUUUCUGCCUAUGUUAUGAUUCUUUAUACAUAAAAGUCAUAAAAAAAAACUAAAAAGCUUUAUUUAAAAAAAUGAAGAUUAAUAUUUGGUGUCAGUGCUCUCCCAGUUUGGAAAGAAAAUGGGCUUUUAGGUUAUUAAAAGCAGUGUUGAGAAUUUGCCACAUUCUUCUUCAGAUUGACUUGCUUCUGCCAAUCCUGGAUAGCUACACUUUGGGCAUGUGUCUGCAAUCACUGGUUUGCUCCAUUCUGCAUUUUCUGGUAUUGUGUAAUGCAUGAGAAUCUGACUGUUUCAUUCUUUUGGGUAGGUGCAGAACUAUGAGCUGAUCACCAUGUGGAUUGUAUCAUGGUAUCCUUCACCCGGCAUUCGUUUAGUGCCUGAGGCUCGUGAUGUUACAGUUACAGCCACACCCCCUCAAUGCAAGUCUAUGGGAGGGGGCGUGACGGCAAUCACGCCCCCUCCCAUCGACUUGCAUUGAAGGGGCAUGGCCGUGACAUCACGAGCGGGGCGCGACUGUGACGUCAUGAGCCUCCGCAUCACCAGUCGCCAUAAAAAUAUAGUCAUUCUGUAAACUGGGCUACAUAUAUAAAGAUGUGUAUCCCCUUACAGCCCUAGAUGUCAAUCACCAUAAGCACAUAACAAAAUGAAAUGAAAAAUAUCAGAUGGCUCUACAUUAGCCACAAAAUAAGAAUUUUUUUAUUUUUUUAAAAUCCCUGGCAUAGGCGUAGAUUCAACUGAUAAAACUCCGACUGCCUGAAACCACCACUAGAGGAAGAUUACUUCUUACGGUCUGAUUGUACUAUAACUCAGAGUAUAAAUGUAUGGAAUAAGCUUCCUCUUGGGGCAUUUAGUUGUGUCUUUUUUUCAGUAUAUGGUACAUUUAAUUAUUGCAGAUGACCCUAUGUGUGAAGUCUGUUUUUUUUUUUUUUUU